Eucalyptus grandis is the source of this 1456-nucleotide messenger RNA. Its product is annotated as ankyrin repeat-containing protein BDA1. The transcript is spliced from 2 exons. NCBI's taxonomy places the organism in Eukaryota, Viridiplantae, Streptophyta, Magnoliopsida, Myrtales, Myrtaceae. The record is from RefSeq and is a predicted model, not a curated record. The coding region runs from base 49 to 1242 and encodes 397 amino acids. Gene Ontology annotation, molecular function: protein binding.
CACGCCGCUGCCGGCCAUCCGGAUUUCGUCCGAGAGCUCCUCAACCGUAUGCCGAAGCUCGCCGAAAAAGUGAACGCGGGUGGUUUUAGCCCGCUGCACAUUGCAGCAGCUCGAGGUAAUGUUGAGGUCGCGAGGGAGCUCUUGACAGUGGGUCCACACCUGUGCUUUGUGAAGGGACGGGAGAGUAGAAUCCCUUUGCAUUAUGCCGCCAUAAAAGGGGAGCUCGAUGUCAUGAAUUUAUUACUCUCCGCUUCGCAUGAAUCCAUCGAAGAGACAACUGCUCGACAGGAGACUGUGCUUCACCUCGCCGUGAAAAACAACCGGUUCGAAGCAGUGGUUAGGUUGGUGGAGCAUCUGAAGCUGCACAAGAAGGAGAAGGUGAUCAAUUGGAAGGACCACAAAGGUGACACUGCCUUGCAUCUCGCUGCUGCCGGCAAAAAUUUCGAGGUGAUUAGCUUGCUGCUUUGUGGGCAUGCUGUGAAGUCCGACGUUGUGGAGGUGAACCCCUUGAACGACAGUGGUUCAACGCCCCUAGAUGUCUUGACUCUCUCGCGAAGGGGAGCAGGAGAUAGAGAAAUCAGAGAAAUCCUUGUGCGAGCUGGAGCUCUACGUGGAAGUGGAAGAUCAAACUCGCGCGCUUCAAGACCAGUCUUGGUGGACGAUGACGAUAUCGAGGGAGGUAACGGUCAUCAAUCAGAUGGGGACCCAGGCCCAAAUGCUCAGUCAUCAUCACGUUCAAAAGGCGAUAUACUCAACGCCCUACUAGUCGUCGCCACGCUCAUCGCCAAUGCGACCUACCAAUCCGUGCUUCAGCCUCCAAGCAUUGUAGAAAAGGACAAGGUCGAAAUUAUUGGGAGGCAACUCAUCGGGGGAUCCCAGAAUAGUACUUCCACGGAGGAUAUAAGUUAUAGCGCGGGCCUAGUGUACAUCCUUUUCCUGGGCGGCAACUCAUUCGGAUUCUUGGUGUCAGUCCAAAUGAUCAUUUACCUCACUAAAAAGUUCCCCCUCAAGUGGCCGCUUAGGCUAUCCAUCAUCGCAAUGGUUCUAACUUACUUUUGCUUCACGUUAUCCCUGCUGAUCACAUCAACGGAUGGUAAGGCAACCGCGACUGUGCUGAACGUGCUGCCUCUUAUGAUAGCAGUUUUUCUCCUACUGAUACAGAAUUGGCUGGCGAUAGUCUUGGAUUUUUUCUUGCAUCAGCUUUUUCGAAUGAAGAUCUUUGGCGAUCUGUACAAAUUUUGAGGUGGUGGACUAGAGUCGUAGUUGUAAACGAGUCAUGGUUGUAAAUGAUGAUGGCAUCUCAAGCAUUUAGUAGUAGAGUAUUGGAGUUGUUUGAUGAGGUCAGCUAUUAGAUUUAUGUCCCUGAUUCUCUGUAGUCGAGUGUGAUGUCUGCAAGUGAUCCGCUGUAUUGUAUCUCCCUAAUAAAUUGUGUUGUCAGUUUAUAUGACAUUUGUAA